Molecule: messenger RNA, 1887 nt
Organism: Bactrocera dorsalis (oriental fruit fly)
Lineage: Eukaryota; Metazoa; Arthropoda; Insecta; Diptera; Tephritidae
Gene: Tango9
Product: solute carrier family 35 member F6
Exons: 5
Coding region: 181-1335 (384 amino acids)
Cellular component (GO): intracellular membrane-bounded organelle; membrane
Source: RefSeq, a predicted model, not a curated record
AAAUAAAUAUCUCUGCAAAUUGUUGUUGCCUAGUCGUUGUUUUCUUGUUUUUAUUUUGCAUUGUUAUUUUCUUCUCCUGACUUUUAUUUUCCGAAUACUGCAAGAGAGCAGUCAAGAAAACCCAGAACGAAAAAUAAGAAAAUUGUACAAUUACUUAAACGACCGGCAUCGCAGGAGAAGAUGAUGUAUUUACCACUACUAUACGUUUGUACAGGAGCUUUGAACGUUCUACUAUUAAAAUGGAGUGACACCUUGGAAGGCGAAUGCAGCGAUGGAAAAUGGCGUCGUUUCCAACAUCCAGUGGUUCAAACUGCCCUCAUGUUCUUAGGACAAUUUCUUUGCUUCGUCUUUUACAAAGCUGCAUAUUUUUUUCUUCAACGGCGCGGUACGGGUGCUGAAGGUGAAAAUGUGUUAACACGAGGCGGACGUGAAUUCUCACCGCUGCAAUUGUUUUUGCCAGCUGCAUUGGAUGUAAUAGCUUCUGUUAUAUUGUUAACAGGGCUCUAUUUAACAUAUGUGUCCAGCUUUCAAAUGCUAAGGGUUUCCGCUCUAAUAUUUGUUGGAAUAUUUGGUGCCAUACAUCUUAAUCAAACUUUGACUGCACGUCACUGGAUGGCUAUGUUCACCAUCAGUUGCGGUAUCUUGGUAAUAGUAUCUAUUGAUGUACAACGCGUCGCAUAUGAUCGCAUUUUAUUACCAAACUGGGAUAGCAAUGCAGUAUUAACCGGUAAUUUACUCGUACUUUUCGCACAAAUUUUCCACGCUGCUAAAUUUGUGUAUGAUGAAAAGUGUCUUAAAGGAACGGAUAUACCGACCUUGUUGGCUACAGGUUGGCAAGGCAUCUUCGGUCUCUUAAUCACUGUUUUGCUGGGCGUAUGUCUAAAUUUCUUACCAUCACCAGUACCACUUAACCAUAACAGCCGAGGCGUUUUCGACGAUCUUGGCGAUAUUAUACCGCAACUCCGCAGUAAUCCAACAUUAUGGGCGCCUUUAAUAAUUUUUGUGAUCUCCAGUGCUUGUUAUAAUUUUGCUUCAUUAACGAUUGUGAAGUAUUCAUCAUCAGCGAAUCGACUACUGGCCGAUGGCUUACGUGUGCUACUCAUUUGGUGGAUGGCCUUCAUGUUGGAAUGGGAAUGGUUCAAUCUAAUAACAUUAAUGGGCUUCAUAAUACUGGAAAUGGGCACAAUUGCUUAUCGAAAUGCGAUAUUUAUUGAAUGGUACAGAUCGCUAAUAGCUCGUUUGAUGCGUGGACGAUAUGCAGACCUAAGCAAUGAAACAGUCAAUGACAGCGCAGAACCUGGUGUAUCGACGAACCGUCCUGCGGAUGUUAUUUAAAUGACCGCAACUGAUAUAGCGAGUAACGCAUUGUUGUGAUAUGCCGAUGUAAGAGAGUAAACAUUUCAAGAAUUUAUAGUUAAAAGCACGAAGGAGAGCGAAACUGACAUGACUACUGACAAACAUAUACACAUACAUAUAUAUGUAUAUAUAUAGAAUAAUAAUAAUUUUUGCAGUUUAUUUAACAAUAUUUGAAAUUCUUCUGCUUAUUUACUUAUAUACAAAUUUAUUUAAUUUACUUAGUGUGACAACCUAACGUACGAUGAGACAAUAACUGAAACAUCUUCUACCCCCUGAAAUCCUUUAAUAACAUUUACAUAUAAAGCUUCGUGAAAAAUUCUAGUUUUCUACCUAGUUUUAUGUAGUUAUUAAAAAUUGCACUACGUGCUCAAGUUGUUGGUGUCACAGCUAAAUUAUAUGAAAUAUUUAAUAUGUAAAAAAUGUAACUGAUUUAUCUGACUGUUGGAGAGAGAAAUUAGGCGAUAUUUGACUAAAAAUAAGUAAAUUACUAAUUAUUUGAAAAUAAACUUAUUGAGAAGAAUGGUAGAUAAA